UGAAUAUAAGACGAUUUGUUGAAUAGUGUGAACGUAAAACGUUUAACUACAGAUUUUCCCGUAAAAUGGCAGGCCAGGCUUUGCUAAAAGCAAUAUCUGCUGGACGCCCUAGACAAGUUCGUCUGCUACUAGAUUCUGGGUGUUCGGCAGACGAAUCUGACGACUGUGGACAAACAGCAUUAAUAAGAGCAAUUUUUGUAGAAAAUGAAGGGAGUAGAUUACAAAUUUUGAAAAUGUUACUAAGAAAAGGGACCGCCGUGAGUAAAGCUGAUAUUGUAGGACGAAAUGCGCUUUCCUGGGCUUGUAUUUACGGUCGAGAUAAAGAUGUGGACCUCCUUUUGCAAAAUGCAGAUCUUGACCUCGAUUUGAAUUAUACAGAUGUCAAUGGGAAUACGCCACUUUACCAUGCAGUGUCGUCGGGCAACGCCGCAACUGUUAGAUUAAUGGUUAUAGCCCUAACAAAAUAUGACAUGAGUGUAGACAUUCCGGACUAUAUGGGAUAUUCGCCUCUCAUGCAUGCAGUACGUUUGGGAUUUGACGUUUGCGCGAGUAUCUUAAAACAAAAUGGAAAAGCAAAGGUAGGGGUCAAUAUGAAAUACCCAAAGGAUUUUGAAAGUGCUGAAAAAUGGGCUGUUCAUAGUUUGAGCGACAGAGGGAAGGCUGUUUAUAAAAAUCCCAAAUUUCCUGCGAUUUUGGAACCAGAAACGAAAAAUAAAAUAAAGUAUAGAGAAAAUCGUGCGAGUCGUAGUCGAGUAAAGACUCAGUACUUUUCAGAAUCAGAUGAUGAUUCUUCUGUGGACUCUGAAUUUUCGUUCCCGUCCGAUUCUUCAUCUUGUGACAAUGGUGUUUUUGAUUUUCAAAUAAAAUCUUUCAUGAGGAAUUACCCGAAGACUGAACACAUUCCAUCAUCAAUUCUAGCACUAAGCCCAACGUCAAGCACGAUUGUAAAUGCCUCGGAAGAUGAAUUCGACACAUUUUCCUGUCCUUUGGGCGAAAAGCAAUCAACUACAAAUAUCAUCGAUGAUAUACCAACACUGUAUGGACUUAUAUCGGACCAAAUGUCGACCUCAUAUCGCCUCCCAGCGAAGCCUGCGCCUAUAACCCCUCGUCAGAAGAUUACAAAAGACUCUACCAUGUCAUCGUUGACCACAGAAAACAGUAAUUUGUCAAAAGGAUCAAAGAAAGGGAAAAAGAAUUUUGAAACACAGAAAUGGUCAGCGUUGAAGAAAAACUUGCGUCUCAGUCGAGUAAAAAAUGUUGACAAGAAAGAAACCACACCAAGAGAUUCUCCAUGGAAAAUCUACUCAGAUGAAAGCAUGUCUGAUACUGAGGACUUUAGGAUGCCACAUUCCAAUAGGCAGUCUCAACUACCUUCUAUCCCAGUUAGAAAAAUUGGCCUAGUACAAAAUAAAGACUCAAAUUAUUCACUUAUCUGAUAACAUAAUGCUAACAAUUUCAUUUUAGAAUGAAUAAAUCAAUGUUUCA
Molecule: messenger RNA, 1485 nt
Organism: Mytilus californianus (California mussel)
Lineage: Eukaryota; Metazoa; Mollusca; Bivalvia; Mytilida; Mytilidae
Product: POTE ankyrin domain family member E-like
Exons: 2
Coding region: 66-1436 (456 amino acids)
Molecular function (GO): protein binding
Source: RefSeq, a predicted model, not a curated record